AUGAAAUCUUCUGCAGAACAGGUAAUUCCCUCAUCCUUUUGCCAAAAAAAUUCAUCAACGUCUAGUUUAAUCCGCAAAUCUUUACACCAUUUGAGGUCUGCGAUUAGAGCUUCUUCACCAACCCACCACCACAAUCUCUAUUUCCUUCAAAUCCACUGCUCUUUUUCAUCAUCAUCAAUCGAAGCCACUCCAAAUCAACACUCAUUCACAGUGAAUUACCUCAUAAACUCAUUGGGGUUGAGUAUGUGGUUAUGUGUCUCAUUAUCCAAACAAGUCAAAUUCGAAACUCCACACAAGCCUGACUCAGUCCUCGCACUCCUCGAGAACCACCGAUUCACCAAAACCCAGAUCUCAAAUCUCGUCAUGAAGUUUCCUCGGGUCCUCUUAUGUGAUCCGAAUAAAACCCUUUUGCCCAAACUCGAGUUUUUCAAAUCUAAAGGCAUUUCAAGCACCGAUGUUGCCAAAAUGCUAUCUUCAGCACCAAAGGUUCUGGAUAGAAGCUUGAGAAACCAAAUCAUACCAUCUUUCAAUUUCUGUAGAAAUUUGAUUCAAUCCCAAGACGAAACCAUAUUGGCUAUUAAAUGCUGUUGCUGGCUUCUUUUGCUUGAUCCUGAAGCAUGUGUACCCAAUAUUGAAUUUCUGAGAGAAGUGGGUAUGCCAAAUAAGAAAAAUUUUGUCUUGUUAAGGUACAUAUGUCGAUCUCGAGGUUUCAUGUAUUCUUGCGGCUUUUGGGAAACACCCUGUGUUUAUGACAGUGCCCAAGAACAAGAUCAUGAGAGUGAUGAUUUUUUUGUCAAUAAAAUUGGUUGGGAGUCCUCACUUAUUGCAAGAAAGCCGGUACUGGUGUCACUGAGCUUAGAGAAAAGGAUUGUUCCGAGAUGGGCAGUUUAUGAAGUUUUGUUAUCGAAAGGUUUGAUCAAGAACAACAAUAAUAGCUUUAUAAAUAUGUUGGUAUCUACUGAAAAUGCUUCCUAA
Molecule: messenger RNA, 975 nt
Organism: Camellia sinensis
Lineage: Eukaryota; Viridiplantae; Streptophyta; Magnoliopsida; Ericales; Theaceae
Source: RefSeq, a predicted model, not a curated record